UCUGUGCUUUUAUGCCAAAGCCGAGCGGAGCUGCAGAGAGAUGCGCGCUAAUGCCACACGCCUGUCCGCCCGCUGCUGCCAGCUGACGCGCACCAGCCUGGACCCGGGCUACGUGGAGUGUCGCGAGGCGCUGAAGCUGCCCAAAAAGCGACGAUUCAGCUUCGCCGAGAUGUAUACCAUCAACAUGUGCCUCGAGGAGUGCAACUAUAUAGGCUCUGGCUACAUUGAAGUGGACCCGCCGUACCGCCUGGACAUGGUCCGAGUGCGGCGCAACUUGGAGCAGAUCCUGCCGCAGCCGCAGGAGACGAGCGUGCCCUUCAUGUUCGAUGCGUACAUCAAGUGCGAGGCUUAUCGCGCCCAGCACACGGCUCGCUUCGCGCUGCACCUGCCGGAGAUUGAAUUCAUAGAGGAGAAGUGCAACCCCUUUUCCCUGCACGUGACCAUCUGUGUGCGCAUCCAUGCGAUGCAGAAGUGCCCCAAGGAGUUCUACACGAACAGCACCGAGUGCCGCAUGGCCCAGGACUACUUCACCAGGUGCGUGGACGACAUCGAGUCGAAUGUUGCGUAAGUGCAUCCACCAG
Molecule: messenger RNA, 581 nt
Organism: Drosophila arizonae
Lineage: Eukaryota; Metazoa; Arthropoda; Insecta; Diptera; Drosophilidae
Gene: Obp85a
Product: Odorant-binding protein 85a
Source: RefSeq, a predicted model, not a curated record